This is a messenger RNA of Fraxinus pennsylvanica, 1086 nucleotides long. NCBI's taxonomy places the organism in Eukaryota, Viridiplantae, Streptophyta, Magnoliopsida, Lamiales, Oleaceae. The record is from the annotation of a GenBank genome assembly.
AUGAAUCCAGAACCAGAUAAUGGCUACCCAAUUACUUUACCGCUCUUGGAUGGCGUAUGUGAGAAGGGACUGGACUCUACUCAUCACUCGCACGCCAUUCCAGGCUCUACGUCUUUCUUCAAAACCUGCUUCAAUGGACUCAAUGCUUUGUCAGGUGUAGGAAUAUUGUCAGUACCAUAUGCACUGGCUUCAGGGGGGUGGUUGAGCUUGAUACUUCUCUUCGUUAUUGCGAGCCUAACCUUCUAUACGGGCUUGUUAAUUCAAAGAUGCAUGGAUAUGGAUCCAAAUAUAAGAAGCUAUCCCGACAUUGGCUAUCUUGCAUUUGGAUUUAAAGGAAGAGCAUUCGUGUCCAUUACGAUGAAUUUGGAACUCUACUUGGUGGCAAUAGGUUUCUUGAUCCUAGAAGGGGACAAUUUACAUAAUAUAUUUCCGAACAUGGAUUUCGAAAUUGCUGGUCUUGUUAUCGGUGGAAGACAGGGUUUCGUAAUCAUUGUUGGCCUCAUUAUAUUGCCUACUGUUUGGUUGAACAACAUGAGCAUUCUUUCAUAUAUAUCUGCUAGUGGAGUUUUAGCUUCUUUUAUAUUAUUGGCGUCAAUGCUAUGUGCUGGUGCAUUUGACGGCAUCGGAUUUCAUGAAAAGGGAACUCUUUUGAAUUUGAAGGGGAUCCCGACUGCUGUUAGCCUGUAUUCGUUCUGUUAUUGCGCUCAUCCAGUUUUCCCCACUCUGUAUACUUCCAUGAGAAACCAGAAGAAAUUUUCAAAGGUGUUGCUCAUCUGCUUUCUCGUUUGUACUAUUAGCUACGCGUCAAUGGCAGUUUUGGCAUAUCUGAUGUUUGGCUCUAAGGUACAAUCUCAAGUAACCUUGAACCUUCCAACGAACAAAAUCAGCUCUAAAGUGGCAAUUUACACCACACUCGUGAACCCAAUAGCGAAAUAUGCUUUGAUGGUGACACCAAUUGUGCGAGCCGCAGAAAAUCGUUUUCAAUCUUUCCACAACAGAAGACUCGCAGGUGAUGGUUUUGGAUACAUACACGAUGAUAUCGAUGGGGGAUUAGAUUUGUCAAAGAUGGGUUGCGGAAUAAAUUGA